GCCAUGCCAUGGAGCCGCUGAUAUUUGCAUUUGUUUACAAACUUUUUUUACAUCGAAAUUGGAAUUAAAGAUUAUUUAAACUAAUUUAAACAUGGCUAAUUCUACGUUUAAUUUAGAAAUACACAAAGUGAAAAAGCUACCCGAAACCGCUUACUACAUUUCAAACUUCAUAACAGAAGCAGAAGAGCGCGCCAUACUAUCGAACAUUUACGCCGCGCCCAAGCCAAAGUGGACGCAACUGAGUAACAGGAAACUGCAGAACUGGGGCGGAGUCCCGCACAGCAAGGGCAUGAUCGCCGAGGUCAUUCCCCCCUGGCUCGACCAGUAUCUGGAGAAGAUACAUGAGCUCAACGUCAUGAGCGGGAAACGGCCAAACCAUGUCCUAGUGAAUGAAUACCUGCCGGGACAAGGAAUUAUGCCUCAUCUAGAUGGGAACCUGUUCUACCCAACCAUCACAACCAUAUCGGCCGGCUCACACAUAGUGCUCAAGUUCCUAGAGCCAAGCAAAGAUGACCGUAAAACUGAUCUCACCCAUAGGUUUUCAUUACUGCUGGAACCGAGAAGUCUUCUUAUACUACAGGAUGCCUUAUUUGAGUAUUACCUUCAUAGUAUUGAGGAGAUAACAGAGGAUUUCAUAGAUGAUUCUAUAGUGAACUUGGAUAUGUGUUCUAGUAGUUUUGUGAAAGGAAGUGUGGUCCCGAGAGAGACAAGGAUAUCACUGACAAUAAGACAUGUGCCUAAAACUACAGCAUUCAAACUAAAUAUUGGUAAUAAAAGAUGAUGAAAGA
Plutella xylostella (diamondback moth) is the source of this 788-nucleotide messenger RNA. Its product is annotated as putative RNA/DNA demethylase ALKBH6. The record is from RefSeq and is a predicted model, not a curated record. NCBI's taxonomy places the organism in Eukaryota, Metazoa, Arthropoda, Insecta, Lepidoptera, Plutellidae. Gene Ontology annotation, cellular component: nucleus.